UUUUAGGGCAAAAGGACCUUAUAAAACCAAGCUCUGCUUACCAGCAAGGCACCUUCUCUUGUGUUGGGAGCACAGAGAGCCUUUUCAUCAUGAGCUUCACUGGAAAGUACGAACUCCAGUCCCAGGAAAAUUUUGAGCCUUUUAUGAAAGCCCUUGGGCUUCCUGAUGACCAGAUCCAGAAGGGCAAGGACAUCAAGAGCAUCUCAGAAAUUGUGCAGGAUGGGAAAAAGUUCAAGAUUACUGUGACCACUGGCUCUAAAGUCAUGCACAAUGAGUUCACCAUCGGGGAGGAGUGUGAUAUUGAGAUGCUGACAGGAGAGAAAGUCAAGGCUGUUGUUCAGCUGGAGGGUAACAACAAACUGGUCGCAAACCUGAAAGGACUGAAAUCCGUCACCGAACUCAAUGGAGACACCAUCACCAACACAAUGACCAUGGGAGACCUCACCUACAAGAGAAUCAGCAAGAGAAUCUAGAGACCCUGCACACGCCAAUCAUUUUACUGUGUAAAAUGUGUCCAUUAAAGUAAAAUUUGUAUUAAAGGCCUCUUCAUUAUCAUCAA
Chroicocephalus ridibundus (black-headed gull) is the source of this 559-nucleotide messenger RNA. RefSeq names its product fatty acid binding protein 1 (gene FABP1). NCBI's taxonomy places the organism in Eukaryota, Metazoa, Chordata, Aves, Charadriiformes, Laridae. The coding region runs from base 90 to 473 and encodes 127 amino acids. Gene Ontology annotation, biological process: fatty acid transport. The record is from RefSeq and is a predicted model, not a curated record. Gene Ontology annotation, cellular component: cytosol; nucleus. The transcript is spliced from 4 exons. Gene Ontology annotation, molecular function: fatty acid binding.